GCACCUCGUAAGUAGCCAACAUCUACCAGAUGAGCCUCUUCUUGCAGUUUUUGGCACAUGUUCAUGUACAAAUUUUGAAGUGUUGUACUUAAUCGUACGGUACCGGACCUAUCUUCUAGAAGUUGAAGUUUUGAAGGAACCUCUUUGACAACUACUUCCGAUCUUUCUAUUACUUCUGCCGGUUGUAAAGGCGUCUUUGAAAGCAAGCUCUUUGCCUUCGGCGCAGUCCGUGUCAUUUUUUGAAAAGCGUUCGCGGUUGUGUCAAUACAACUAGCAGAUCGCUGUGUCUUAGUGUAGUAUACUUCUUCUUCACGUACGAGGGAGGAUUCGCAUUCGCUGCUUUAGCUUUGUGUAGAAGUGGUCCUUUUGAUGAACUGCAAAAAUGUACAACUCGAUGCUCUACUCCAAUUCCUGUGGCGGGCCAGUUCUCCUCUUGCUUGUGAUUUCUCUCGGACAGUUUGUGCUCCCGGCGCGAUCCAGCGUGUGGAAGCGGGUCUCACUCAGCCCAGAUUUAUUGCCAGCCAGUUCCACUUCCCAGCAUGCGACGCCCACACCACCGCCCGAUUUACUUUCCAGAACUGUAGUCACUGUGCCUGAGGUUGUAACAGAGACAGUUGCUACAUGUGGGCAUUCUACUUUCGCCGCUUGUCGUGAAUCCGAAGAUUCGUCGUCAUCUUCUUCCACCACGACCUCAAGCAUCCUUUUCUGGCGCCCAGGUUUUGCGGAAUCGAAAGUCUUAACCGACUUCUUUCAGCAUGUGGCGGGUGAUGACAGAACAAGCCCCUCAUCUAUUUCCUGGAGCGAGCUGUGGCUGUUUCCGCUUCUGAAGCAGCACCAGGAAGAGACACGCUGGCUGCUCCUCAACUAUCUGGGCCGCCGCGGCAAGGGGGAUGAAGAUGAUCCGCGAGGACUUCAGACCGCCAGGGACCCCACAGCGAGCCUCGUCAACAUUCAAAAAUGUGCAAAUAAAGCAGAAGAAGAUCGCGUUCGCGACGACGACGAGCUUGGUCAAAAUAGGAUCCCUGAACAACACGACGAAUCGUACCACCAGCAUGCUCAGAAUUAUAAACCCCGGUCCCUGUCCGCGUCCAGUAUGACCACCAGCGCGAGUAGCAGUUGGUUUGAUCCUGGUGCUCCACCGGGAAGAUCAUCUUCUUCUGCAGCUCCUUCCGAAGCGUUUUCGUCUCCUCCCCACAAAAAUUUGUUAAAAUGGCUACAACUGGAGGGAGUAGAGGACGAGGAUAAUAUGGAUAACGACGAGGAGGAGGCACAACGAAAAAUCUUCCCAGGAAGAGCCGUAGAAAGAGAAGAAACUGCAGCAGUGCCCGUGGUAGAGCAUCAAGAGCUAUCGUGGGAAGAAGAAAGACAACUGGACAACUUGCGGGUUGUGCCAAUUCUGUUACGUGACGCCAGCAUUCUUGAUGACCGGGAUGAAGCCCAAGAUGAUCAUGCUCCUGUAGUCGAUGCUGAUGUUGAUGGCAAAGAACUGACAACGAGCUCAGGAGCAGCUUCCUUGCCGCCCCUGCAAGCGACAACCUUGGCAAAGGUCGCAGAUUUCCUGGCGUUGGACAUGAAAAAAUGCAACGAAUGGAUCAUCCUCAACGUGGCGCGCGAACUACUUUCAUCGACGGUGCGGGAGGACAAAAAAGAGGAUGACGCACGGACGAGAUCUACACCACCUGCAGGAUCCCGGAGUCGGGGUGCGGCGACUUCUACAGAAGUGUCUUCACUUGCAGUUUCCGAAACUGCAAUUAAAAGCCUUGUCAAUAACUUCCUUCUCGACCGCCCAACACGAAAGAGGCUGUGGCGGUGGUUUGCGAGCGAGGUCUUUUGGAACAUGGAUUUUGACAACGCCGACGAUGACGAGAGCGACCAAAAGGUAAAGGACCACGUCGGAGCUGCGGAUGGUGGAAACCGCAGUGACCACGCAGCUUCACAAACUACACUAAAGUUGCUGCGCCACGAGAUUUUCAACGUGGACGCAGACCCCGAUGCCCACCCCGCGGGGAAAGAGAAAGUAGAGCACGAGGAGGACAAAGAAGCACUGAACAAGCGCCGUGAAGAUUAUAUCGCAGACGCGAGAGCCUGGAUUCUGCGCGAAUGGCGGGAGACUAUUGACGAGCUGCUUUUGCCCUGGCUGGACCCAGAUGCGAGGGAGACCUGGACGCAGAAUUUCUCCGUUGUGGCUGGAGGAGGAAGUACAAGAACCACUACAAGAACAGUAGAAACAGAAGCCGAAGCCGAUCGUCCGCCAUCUUGUCAGGUGGACGACUCGAGUCUUGCUUCGGGUUCGGACUUGGAGCCGAACAGGAACACCAGAAAUGCGCACAAGAACGACCUAAAAGAACAAGAAGUGCGAAGACUUCCACGACACAACAACAAUGCCCCGACCAUGCGUCACUUCGAACUCUACUAUGACCGGAUUUGCCAGCUGCUCACCUGGCUUUCGAAUCCGAUCCACCGAGCGCUUCCGGACUUCGACGAGGCGCUGGAUGCGUGGGAAGACGACCGCAAUCACUUCCGACACAUCCUGACGGGGGUGACGCCAGCAACUGCAGCGAUACAGGAACCACCUGCUCCGCAGCGAGUGGUGGCCUCUUUGGCGGCAGCUACUGGUACAGGAGGUCGUGAAGGCAUCUCCAAUGCCACGACUACAAGACCCUCAGCUUCAACCGGAGGUGCGGCUCCAUCUACAGGAGCUCCUACAACCUCGCCGCCUAGCAACCAGCCAGCACCAAAAAGUAGAAACACGGUAAUGAUCACCUCCGCCGCGCUGCAGCGAUUACGGCCGCAGAUCAUAGAUACGAUCCCUGCCCGGAAAACACUACAGAUCCUGACCGAGCUCUUCCAGGGGUCGUUGCACGGAGACCCAACUGGGAUUGCUACGCAGAUUGCGACCUUCAUCUGGCGCGCCGGACGCUUUUUCACGGACCACCUGGCUGCACCAGGAAGAAAAAGUUAUGUAGAGCAAAUGCAAAGCCAAAGAGACCACGACGUAAGCAGUGCAGACGAGGAAGAAAUGGAACUGUCCCGCGCGGGUAUCGCGAACCUGUCCGUUUCAAGAGGUGGACCAACAUCAGUGCCAGCGAGAAGUGCAGAGGACGGCGAGAUGUUGAAUGGAAAUGGUGCAGCUUUACUACUUCAACAUCCGGAAGCGAUGACUUUCGAGGCACAACAGCGUUACCACAUGUCUACGUCACGACGGGCCCAAGAACGGGCCCCCGCGCUAUUUCGGCCUGAUGAACAAAAUACCGGUUGGACGAGAACAAAGCAGAGUCUCUUUUUUCCGCAACGGCGGAGGGGGGAUUGGGCACGGACCGCGGAUCCAGGUGAUGUUGCGAGAGGCUCAGCACUCCGUACGCCAACCACUGCAAAGAACCCCAGCUCUAUUUACGCCACGUCCUACAGGCCUUCCACGCUCCAGGAGCUCGCCUUCCGGCUGUACACGCGCGCUCUGGCGACGCAAAACAUCCAGGCCGAAUUCCAGGAGAUUCUGAAAGACCUGGAGCGCACCGAGAACUUCGCCGAUCGCGAACGGCUCGUAGCGUACGCCCAUAAUGUCGAGUGGAUAACUUACGGCGGCACCGCCGUCGCUAUACCUAGACGCAGUGGCCGGGCACCAUCGCCAUCUGCCGCCUUGCGAAACGCUUCUGGUGCCGCUGCGCACAACACCGACUUUGAUGAAGGACAGCACGAAGACCGCGACCACGAUGGUAUCGGCUUCGAGAUGAAACAGGACCUGCUUUACUUCUCGGAGCGGCAUCCGAGGAGGGUGUUUCAGCUGGUCAUCAAGGAACUCUCCGAACGCAACUACCGUCUCUCUCCGUAUUGGCAGUCGGUGUUCGGGAUGCUGCGUGCGGCUGGAACGAUCAGUGGAACCACCCGAGGUGGUCCAAGCUUAUUGGAUCAUGUUGACAUCACUGCACACUCGCACAUCAAUCAGAAGUUGUCCUCACAUUCCCAGGCGCAGAACAUGGAAGAACGGGAGCAAAGCAGUAACGGACCUGCAGCCACGGUUUUUACAGAACAUAGAGACACUAACAUGCGACAUGGUAGAGCGGCAUCCGCAAGCAGUAGCACCGUCGGCGUUGCGCCUGCAUCUUCUUCAGAUGACCUCCGUCUGCACAGCGGCGACGGUCGUCGCGACUCCGUGCAAGAUGAAAUGAGUGCGGAUCUUCAUGCAGCAUCAUCUUCAUCUUGUUCUUCCGUGCCGCUUGAUGAUUCCUGCUCCUCCCCGUCAGCCUCCAGUACUACGCCAGCCCGGAGCUUUAAUUUUCUGCAAGCUUUUCCGGCCCUCCAGCUGCGUUUGCGCAGACUCUGGUCCUCGGAAACGUGA
This is a messenger RNA of Amoebophrya sp. A120, 4336 nucleotides long. The record is from the annotation of a GenBank genome assembly. Lineage: Eukaryota; Dinophyceae; Syndiniales; Amoebophryaceae.